AUGGAGAAACUCUUUUGUGGCUUUCCAUUACUGCUUCUGGUUCUGCUUUUAGCUUCUAUUGAUGGGUCAAUACAGCUUCAAUCAUCUCAAUCUCAAACUCUUGUGAGGCUUCAACAGCUUCUUCACUAUCCUAAAGUGUUAAGCAGCUGGAACAACUUCACAGAUUUCUGUAAUUCCGAGCCAAACCCUUUGUUAACAGUUGUGUGUUAUGAAGAUAGUGUAACGCAGCUUCACAUUAUAGGAGACAAAGGAGCUCAUUUGUUACCAAAGAGUUUCUCAAUAGACUCAUUUGUUACUACUCUUGCUAAGCUCCCUGAUGUUAAAGUUCUAACCUUUGUGUCACUUGGGUUAUGGGGUCGGUUACCGGAGAAAAUCAACCGAUUAUACUCAUUGGAGAUUCUCAAUGUGAGUUCUAAUUUCUUCUUUGGAACCAUUCCUCAUGAGCUCUCGUCGCUUGCUAGCCUUCAAACGCUUAUACUCGAUGAGAAUAUGUUUUCUGGUGAGUUACCGGAUUGGAUUGGUUCUUUACCGGCUUUAGCUGUGUUAAGCUUGAGAAAGAAUGUGCUCAAUGGUUCAUUGCCUUCUUCGUUGAGUAGUUUGUCUGGUCUUAGAGUUCUUGCUCUAGCUAAUAACCGGUUUAACGGAGUUUUACCUGAUUUAAGCCGUCUGACAAACCUUCAAGUGCUUGAUCUUGAAGGAAACUCUUUUGGACCGAUGUUUCCUCGGUUAAGUCACAAACUGGUUACUCUUAUACUUAGCAAGAACAAGUUUAGAUCUGCAGUUUCAGCUGAAGAAGUGAGUUCUUUGUAUCAGCUUCAACAUUUGGAUCUUUCUUUCAAUACAUUCGUCGGUCCAUUUCCUACUUCCGUGAUGUCUCUUCCCGCGAUAACAUACUUGAACGUUUCACACAACAAACUCACAGGGCGGCUUUCAUCAAAUAUUUCUUGCAACUCACAGCUUCUGUCUGUUGAUCUGUCGUCAAAUCUUCUUACCGGACGCUUGCCUACGUGUCUUAAACCAAGUUCCGGUACUAGCAGAGAUGUUGUCUACGCAGGUAACUGUUUGGCUACUACAAAUGAAGAUCAGCGUCCUGUUUCAUUUUGUAGCAAUGAAGCUCUUGCUGUUGGAAUCCUACCACAGAGGAGGAACAGAGUAUCCAAAUUGGGUAUUGCCUUAGGCAUAACUGCAGGCAUUCUCGGAGUAAUCCUCCUCGCCGGUGCAUUGUUUGUGGUUCUUAGGAGAUUUAACGCUAAGAGAACAGCGAUGAAAUCUUCGCCAAGAUUGAUCACAGAGAAUGCUGCUAUGGGGUACACAUCAAAACUACUAUCGGAUGCAAGGUAUAUCUCUCAAACAAUGAAGCUAGGAGCACUUGGUCUUCCAGCUUACAGGACAUUCUCACUGGAAGAGCUCGAGUAUGCGACAAAUAACUUUGAAUCCUCUGCUUUCAUGGGUGAAGGUUCUCAAGGACAGAUUUAUAGAGGGAAGUUGAAAGAUGGAUCCUUUGUGGCGAUUAGAUGUUUGAAAAUGAAGAAAAGUUGCAGCACUCAAAACCUGAUGCAUCACAUCGAGCUCAUCGCUAAACUGAGGCACCGUCACUUGGUUAGUGUCCUCGGACACUGCUUCGAGUGCUACUUAGAUGAUUCAACAGUCAGCAGAAUGUUCUUCGUCUUUGAGUAUGUCCCAAAUGGAGAACUCAGGAGCUGGAUUUCUGAUGGGCACAUGGGAAGAUUGCUUACUUGGGAACAACGCAUAAGCGUAGCGAUAGGUGUAGCAAAAGGGAUCCAGUUCUUGCAUACUGGUAUUGUGCCUGGUGUUUAUCAUAACAACCUGAAAAUAACAGACGUUUUGCUUGACAAUAACCUUGCGGCGAAAAUCAGUAGCUAUAACCUUCCAUUACUUGUGGAAGGUCUUGGAAAGGUAGGGCAAGUAGUAUCUGGAGCCGGACCUAAAGGCAUUCCAAGCAUCAAAGAAGAAGAUAAACUUGAUAUCUAUGACUUUGGAGUGAUCUUGCUUGAACUUAUAGUGGGAAGACCAUUGAGAGCAAAGGGUCAAGUUGAUGUUCUAAAAGAGCAGUUACAAGCGAGCAUUUCAGCGGAUGAUGGAGCGCGAAGGAGCAUGGUGGAUCCAACGGUCCACAGAGCAUGUUCAGAUCAAUCAUUGAAGACAAUGAUGGAGAUAUGUGUAAGGUGUCUCCUCAAAGACCCUUUAGAACGGCCUUCCAUUGAAGAUGUUCUGUGGAAUCUUCAGUUUGCUUCUCAAGUUCAAGAAGGUUGGCUACAAAACAGUAAUUCCCCAAGCAUGCGUGGCUCGCCUUCCCCUGCAGCUUCCUCUCUUCCUCCUCCCUCUCGUUUACACGUAACAACACUCGAAUCGCCCCGAGAUUCAGGCUAUGAAGAACAUGAGAGGUAG
Molecule: messenger RNA, 2409 nt
Organism: Arabis nemorensis
Lineage: Eukaryota; Viridiplantae; Streptophyta; Magnoliopsida; Brassicales; Brassicaceae
Source: the annotation of a GenBank genome assembly